Molecule: messenger RNA, 1177 nt
Organism: Limulus polyphemus (Atlantic horseshoe crab)
Lineage: Eukaryota; Metazoa; Arthropoda; Merostomata; Xiphosura; Limulidae
Exons: 2
Source: RefSeq, a predicted model, not a curated record
UUUAUUUUGAUCUUGAAAUUUCUUCGUAAACUCGUUAUUUGCUCUAAGGGCCAUGUCCUGCCCCUGCUAGCGUCUAGCCUUAUUAGGAUUUGACAAGACUCGAAGUCUUUUUAUUACAAAUCAGCUAGCCAAUGAUUACCCGGCACAAGAGGUUUGGACGCGUGCUUUAAGUACGGUUUGUUCGGGAAGGUUUCAGCGCGCGUGAGUCAGUGGCUGGUGUUGAGAUUGUGCACGUGUAAUUAAUACAGUUGUCUACAGAGUUUAACUUAAAUAACUUUAUACACGGCUGUGGUGGUCAUCGCUAUUAACACUGACAUAUCCUGUUGCCGAUUUUAUUAGCAACUUCUGGUUUCGUUACGCGCCGGAUGAAACCUACGACGUCUUAAAUUUUACCGGAUUCUGGUUCACGGUAACACUAGUUUGAUUUAACGAAAUUUGGAAAUGGCCAGCCACAGCGACCGUUUCCGAGGGAGGCCCGCGUUCUUCCCGGCUCCACUCAAGUUCCCUGGUACUUUACAGGGCUUACAGAUGUGUAUGGGAGGGCUGGACCCCUCAGUCUACCUCACAUCUCAGCCAGGCGACGCCCAGUUCAGUUUGCAGGUUCAGCGCCCAUUCUCUUCCUCCCAAGGACUGGAGAAAGACUCAGUAUCGCCCUAUCACACGCCCUUCACGUCAACGGCAACUUUCCCUGUUAGAACCAUGUUUGGACAAACAGAGACUUACCCUACCUUGCCGACCCACCUCAUUCCAGCCUCUUCCCCCAUGAUGUCCCCCCCUGGUCUUGACAGGCAAGUGAGCUUCCUGAAUACGGGAGCAGCAAGUACCUUUAGAUCCCUGGGGGUUCCGAAUGAUCGCAGAGUUAAUGGAUUUCGUGGGUCUGCUUUUAUCCCCACAAAAUGUUUAAAACCCGACAGCUCUGAUCUGUCAUCGUCUCAAAGUUUGCAAUAUUCAAGGUAUCAAAGUACUUCAACCUCGUCCUUUCUAACUCCCCCAACCAGCAGUAGCACCCCAUCUCUAGCAGUGGGGUUAUCGUCCCCCGUUCGGGUUAAAGAAGAAUGUUCUACCGACACGCCGGCCAUCUCUCCAGAAACCCACGACCGACUGACCGGAACUCCAACUUCUGAAAGUGAAGAUCAGGCUGACCUCAAAACGGCCAAUGGAAGUCAACCUCGUCAAA